AUGUCCGCCGUGCAAGCAGUGCAAAACUACGACUACCUGCGUCGCAAAGGCUCAGAAAAGUUCCCCUCGACGUCUGUCUCACGCAAGCCCGUCAGGUCACAGAGCGAGCGGCACAGCAACGGCACCGUAAACACCGUCAACUCAUCGACCGCGGACGAAUCCGUCGACACAACCAUCACCGAGCCGCCCGCGUUCUCCAAGAAGCUGGUGGUUGUCGGUGAUGGCGGGUGCGGGAAGACAUGUCUCUUGAUCAGCUACAGCCAAGGAUACUUCCCAGAAAAAUACGUGCCUACGGUUUUCGAGAACUACAUCACACACACACCUCAUCCACCAACCGGCAAGAUGGUCGAGCUCGCCCUCUGGGACACAGCCGGCCAAGAAGAGUACGACCGACUGCGCCCACUCUCCUACCCUGAAACCGACCUCCUCUUCGUCUGCUUCGCCAUCGACUGCCCGAACUCGUUAGAGAACGUCAUGGAUAAGUGGUACCCCGAAGUCCUGCACUUCUGCCCCACAACACCCAUCAUCCUCUGCGGUCUCAAGUCCGACCUCCGACACAAGAAAACCUGCAUUGACCUCCUCAAGACCCAAGGCCUGACACCCGUAACCCCCGAGCAAGGCAAAGCGGUCGCGCAGCGCAUGGGCGCCGUUUACAUGGAAUGCAGCGCGAAAGAGAUGAGCGGAGUUGACGAGAUCUUCGACACCGCCGUGACCAUGGCCGUGGGCGACGAGUACAAAGCGUCACCGUCCCUGGGUGCUGCGGGAGGCGGGAAGAAGGCCAAGAAGCGCAACUGUAGUAUUCUGUGA
Messenger RNA from Coniosporium apollinis CBS 100218, 807 nucleotides. RefSeq names its product GTP-binding protein rhoC. The transcript is spliced from 4 exons. NCBI's taxonomy places the organism in Eukaryota, Fungi, Ascomycota, Dothideomycetes. Bases 1 to 807 code for a protein of 268 amino acids. Gene Ontology annotation, molecular function: GTP binding; GTPase activity. The record is from RefSeq and is a predicted model, not a curated record. Gene Ontology annotation, biological process: small GTPase-mediated signal transduction.